Molecule: messenger RNA, 186 nt
Organism: Emiliania huxleyi CCMP1516
Lineage: Eukaryota; Haptophyta; Isochrysidales; Noelaerhabdaceae
Product: chaperone protein DnaJ
Exons: 1
Source: RefSeq, a predicted model, not a curated record
UUCGACAGCUUCAAGCUCACCAGGCGCUCCAGCGCCGACGAAAUCCAGCGGGCGUUUGCUGCCCAGCGGCUGAUCUGGCAUCCCGACAAGAACCCAGGCGACGCCGUCGCGCGUGAGACCUACGCCACGAUGCAACGCGCGCACGCGAUACUCAUGGACCCCGAGCAGCGGCGGCUGCACGACGAG